Messenger RNA from Moesziomyces antarcticus, 2259 nucleotides. Its product is annotated as mitochondrial Rho 1. Gene Ontology annotation, molecular function: GTP binding; calcium ion binding; GTPase activity. NCBI's taxonomy places the organism in Eukaryota, Fungi, Basidiomycota, Ustilaginomycetes, Ustilaginales, Ustilaginaceae. The coding region runs from base 1 to 2259 and encodes 752 amino acids. Gene Ontology annotation, biological process: small GTPase-mediated signal transduction. The transcript has a single exon. The record is from RefSeq and is a predicted model, not a curated record.
AUGCGCAAGGACGUGCGCAUCGUCCUUGCCGGCGAUCCAGAUGUAGGAAAGUCCACACUGAUCACCUCGCUCGUCAAAGAGGCCUACGUGGCCAAGGUGCAGAAGGUCGUACCACCCAUCACGCUCCCGCCCGAGGUCGCACCGGAAGCCGUCGUAACAAAGAUCGUCGAUACCAGCUCCAGCCAAGAACACCGCGCCAACCUCGAAUCAGAGCUGCGUCGCGCCAACGUCAUCUGCAUCGUCUACUCGAUCUCGGCACCCUCGUCCUUCGAUCGCAUCCCCACCUACUGGCUGCCCUACAUCCGAUCGCUCGGCAUCAACGUGCCCGUCAUCCUCGUCGGCAACAAGAUCGAUCUGCGCUCCGGCGACGUCACCAACGCCGCGCUCGAAGAUGAGCUCGCGCCCGUCAUGGCCGAGUUCAAGGAGGUGGAGACGUGCGUCGAGUGCUCCGCACGCAUCCCGCUCAACGUCAGCGAAGUGUUCUACUUUGCUCAAAAGGCCGUGCUCUACCCGACAGCGCCGCUCUACGACAGCCGCGAGCACGUGCUGAAACCGGCGUGCGUCGAUGCCUUGAAACGCAUCUUCCGCCUCUGCGACUCGGACAAGGACGGUCUGCUGAGCGACGCCGAGCUCAACGAGUUCCAGAGCAAGUGCUUCGACACGCCGCUCCAGGCGCAGGAGCUCGAGGGCAUCAAGGACCUCGUCAUGCACGCUCCCGUCGCCGGCAUGCGAUACAGCCACGAAAACGCCAGCGUCGCCGCUUCCGGCUCGAGCAUCAACGGCGACGCGCCCGCCCACCACCCGCAUCUGCGCGAGGGCAGCCUCACCAUGGCCGGCUUCCUCUACCUCCACACGCUCUUCAUCCAGCGCGGGCGUCUCGAGACCACAUGGACCGUGCUGCGCACUUUCGGCUACGGUGCCGAUCUCACACUCGAGGACUCGUUUGUCAAGCCUGCGUUUGCGGUGCCACCAGAGUGCUCGGUGGAGCUCUCGCCGCUGGGCUACCAGUUCCUCACCGACAUCUUUGAGGUGCACGACAAGGACCGCGACGGCGCGCUCAGCGAGGAAGAGCUCGACAGCCUCUUCAUCACCGCGCCCGACAGCCGCCACCCGUGGCAGGGCACCGGCUUCCCUGCGUCCACGAUCACCGACGAGCACGGCGCCGUUACGCUCCAGGGCUGGCUUGCGCAGUGGAGCAUGACCACACUGCUCGACCAUCGUACCACGCUCGCCUACCUCGCCUACCUCGGGUACCCGUCUUUUCCGCUGUCGGGUUCGUCGGCAAGCACAUCGGCGCCCUCGCCCACACCACUCACGCCUACCGGGCCGCCGGGAUCGCGGCCUUCGCGCAACCACGCACCAUCACCACCUUCCACCACCUCGGCGCUCAAGCUGACGCGGCCAAGAAAGACGGACAAGAAGAAGAAGGGUGCGAUCCAGCGCAGCGUCUUCCUGGGCUUUGUGCUCGGUGCGGCGGGGAGCGGCAAGACGGCGAUGCUGCGCAACAUGGUGGGCAAGCGCUUCGAGAGCGCAUACGAGCCCACGCAAAAGAUGAUGAGCGUGGUGAGCACGGUGGAGCAGGCGGGUGCGGAGCGCUAUCUGGUGCUGCAGGAGUUUGGAUCGCGGUACGAGGCCGAGGUGCUGCGCAAUACGGCCAAGCUUUCGGCGGCGGACGUGAUUGUAUUCGUGUACGACUCGAGCGACACCAACUCGUUCAGCUACAUUUCGAAUCUUCGCCAGCAGUAUCCGCUGCUGCAGUCGAUGCCGUCGCUGUUUGUGGCGACCAAGGCGGAUCUGGAUCUGGCGCAGCAACGGCACGAGGUGCAGCCCGACUCGUACUGCCGAAAGCUGGGGCUCAAGAUCCCUGGGCUUGGAGCGGGACCGCUCAACAUCAGCAUCCGCGAUGGACAGGUGGCCGAUCUGUAUGGGCUCAUCUGUGCCAUCGCCGUCGAUCCCAAGGGGGCCGUGCAGGGGGGCAACGACCGCAACGCGCUCAGCUUCAGCACGAACCGAUGGCAGUUUUGGGGCUACAUCGGUCUCGUCGUCGUCGGCGGCGGAGGAGCCGUGUGGAUCUGCGCUCGCGUGCUCAAGGUGCCCAUCGGCAGCACGCUCGGGUUUGGCAGCACCACGUCGCAAGCAGGUUGGUGGCCGUCGCGGUCGGAUGCGCGCGGCGCAGGCGCUUCAGACGCCACGAGGAUCUCGGGCUGGCUCGACUGGAUCCGCUGGCAAGGGUCAUCCAACGUUCGCACCGAGCUCUGA